Messenger RNA from Dromaius novaehollandiae (emu), 2557 nucleotides. It is a transcript of the gene TBX2, whose product is annotated as T-box transcription factor 2. The transcript has 7 exons. Bases 334 to 2421 code for a protein of 695 amino acids. The record is from RefSeq and is a predicted model, not a curated record. Gene Ontology annotation, molecular function: DNA-binding transcription factor activity, RNA polymerase II-specific; RNA polymerase II cis-regulatory region sequence-specific DNA binding. Gene Ontology annotation, cellular component: nucleus. Gene Ontology annotation, biological process: positive regulation of DNA-templated transcription; regulation of transcription by RNA polymerase II; cell fate specification. NCBI's taxonomy places the organism in Eukaryota, Metazoa, Chordata, Aves, Casuariiformes, Dromaiidae.
CUUUACCGGGAGAGCUCGCUGCCUCGCUCGCUCUCCCUCGCCGCAACAACAACAACACAAAAUAAGGACCUACUGUCUCCCCUCCGCAGACCGGGAGUCCCAGGAGCCGCCGACUGCCUCUUUUUUUUUUCUUCUUCUUCUUCUUCUUUUUUUUUUCCCAGAUCUAGUUCCGCUGUUUUUCGGGGUUUUGUUGUUUUUUUGUUUUAUUUUAUUUUUGAUUUCCCUUCCUCUGCCAGAGACCCGAGCGAGUUCGCUGGGCGAGGGGGGAAAAAAAAUCACCCACGUUUUCGCCAAGGGAAUCCCUCUUUCUCUCCUGGAUUUGUGGAUGCACCGAUGAGAGAUCCAGCCUUCCCGGGGACUGCAAUGGCUUACCACCCCUUCCACGCACCCCGACCAGCCGACUUCCCCAUGUCUGCUUUCCUCGCGGCCGCCCAGCCCUCCUUCUUCCCGGCCCUGGCGCUGCCGCCGGCGGCGCUGGCCAAGCCCCUGCCGGACCCCAGCCUGGCCGGGGCGGCCGAGGCCGGGCUGCACGUCUCGGCGCUGGGCCACCCCCACCAGGCCGCCCAUCUGCGCUCCCUCAAGAGCCUGGAGCCCGAGGAGGAGGUGGAGGACGACCCCAAAGUGACGCUGGAAGCCAAAGAGCUUUGGGACCAGUUCCACAAGCUGGGCACGGAGAUGGUGAUCACCAAGUCCGGGAGGAGGAUGUUCCCCCCGUUCAAGGUGCGCGUCAGCGGCCUGGACAAGAAGGCCAAGUACAUUUUGCUCAUGGAUAUAGUCGCGGCCGACGACUGCCGGUACAAGUUCCACAACUCCCGCUGGAUGGUCGCCGGCAAGGCCGACCCGGAGAUGCCCAAGCGCAUGUACAUCCACCCCGACAGCCCGGCCACGGGCGAGCAGUGGAUGGCCAAGCCCGUCGCCUUCCACAAGCUCAAGCUCACCAACAACAUCUCGGACAAGCACGGCUUCACCAUCCUGAACUCCAUGCACAAGUACCAGCCCCGCUUCCACAUCGUGCGGGCCAACGACAUCCUCAAGCUGCCCUACAGCACCUUCCGCACCUACGUGUUCCCCGAGACCGACUUCAUCGCCGUCACCGCCUACCAGAACGACAAGAUCACCCAGCUGAAAAUCGACAACAACCCCUUCGCCAAGGGCUUUCGGGACACGGGCAAUGGCCGGCGGGAGAAGAGGAAGCAGCUGUCGCUGCCGUCGCUGCGGAUGUACGAGGAGCCCUGCAAGCCCGACCGCGACGGCGGCGAGUCGGACGCCUCCUCCUGCGAGCCGGCGGCCGGCCGCGACGCGCUGCACUCCCCGGGCGCCGCCGCCCCCAGCCCCCUGCGCCUCAAGGGCAGCGGCCGAGAGGAGAAGCCGGGGGCCGACAGCGACCAGGAGGCGGAGAAGGCGCCGGCGGAGCGGCCGGCGGGCAGCCCCGGCGGGGAGGACGCGACGCCCCGCGGCAGCCCCCGGUGCCCGGAGGAGCGGAGCAAGGAGCGGCGCAGCCCGGAGAAGGGCAAGGACGGCGCGGCGCCCAAGGAGGGCCCCGUCGAGGGCCUGCUGGGCCUGCGGGGCCUGGAGAAGGACAAGGUGGAGGGGCGGCGGAAAGAGCCGGAGCCGGGCAAGAAGGAGGCGGAGGGCGGCGGGCCGGGCAAGGAGGCCUUCGCCCCGCUGAUGGUGCACACGGACAGCCCCCCGCACCUGAGCGCCGGGCACCUGCAGAGCCUGGCGCUCUCCGGCCUCCACGGGCAGCAGUUCUUCAGCCCGCUGGGCGCCGGGCAGCCGCUCUUCAUCCACCCGGGACAGUUCGCCAUGGCCCCCGGCGCCUUCUCCGCCAUGGGCAUGGGACACUUGCUGGCCUCGGUGGCCGGCGGCGGCGGCCUGGAGAACGGGGCGCUCUCGUCGGCCCCGGGCGCCGCGGGGGCGGCCACCCCCUUCCCGUUCCACCUCUCCCAGCACGUGCUGGCCUCUCAGGGAAUCCCGAUGCCCACCUUCGGCGGCCUCUUCCCCUACCCCUACACCUACAUGGCGGCGGCGGCGGCGGCCGCUUCGGCCAUGCCGGCCGGCGGAGCGGCGGCGGCGGCGGCCCCGCUCUCCCGCAGCCCCUUCCUGGGGGGCGGCCGCCCCCGCCUGCGCUUCAGCCCCUACCCGCUGCCCGUGGGGCUCCCCCCCGGCGGCAGCCUCCUGGCCGCGGGGCUGCCGGGGGGGCUGCAGCCCGCCGGCGAGGGUGCCGCCGGCAGCCGGGAGCCCAGCCCGCCUCCCGGGGGGGCCCCGCCGGCCGGGGGGGGCCACCAGCGCCCCGCCGCCGCCACCUCGCCGGCCGCCGCGCUGCAGGAGGCCCGCAACGAGCUGCAGCACAUCCAGAGACUGGUGAGCGGCCUGGAGGGGCAGCGGGAGCUCUCGCCCGGCCGCGACUCCCCCAAGUGACCGCGGCGCCCGCCAGCACCGGCGUUUUGUACAGCACAGCAUCGCUAUUUAUUGAGGGGCCGGCGGCGGGGGGCCCCGUCCAGGCCGCGCGGCCCCCGGCGUCCCCAGGGCGCCCGGCGCGGCGGGCUGCCGCGGC